Molecule: messenger RNA, 735 nt
Organism: Candida tropicalis MYA-3404
Lineage: Eukaryota; Fungi; Ascomycota; Pichiomycetes; Serinales; Debaryomycetaceae
Exons: 1
Coding region: 1-735 (244 amino acids)
Source: RefSeq, a predicted model, not a curated record
AUGUCUUCUGAUAAGCAACAAGAAAAACUUGAGCUCAAUCACUCUGACAAAGAGGAUUCGGAUUCUGAAACCAUUGGAUAUCCAAAUGACAUUGAACAAUCCAGUCCUCCUGUAUUUAAUGAAAGUUUUCCGAAGAACUUGGUCUACACUUUUGAUUGUUUUACAUACUCGUAUCACAUAACAGAAACAUUAUUUAAAUUAAAGGGUGAUUUUGAUACUUGGAAAUGGUUCAAUAUUGAUGAUUAUUCAGGACCUGAAGAGGUUACAGUUCCGGUGAUUCAUCAACGUCAGACAUUACUUUGUGGAGGGCCAAAACACACAAAUGAUAUUUAUACCAAAUUGAUUGAAAAAGUACCAUCUAUUAAAGAUCUUUUGAUUCACAUAGCAGUGGCUAAAUACAAGACAUUUCAAUAUUAUGUGAUUUGCAUGAAGAAAACAUCAAAAUGUUGUGUUGGUAUUUAUUUUUUUCCAAAACCAGAUUUUGAUUCAUUUCUUAAACAUGCUCUGGAGAAUUUUUCAGUGAAAACAAGUAUCUCAUCCGGUGUUUACAUAGAAUGCAUUUAUUAUGAGUUGUGGUCAAAUAUCUCCAAAAUAUCUGCAUUCAAAUGGUUUAAUAUUGCUUUUGUUAUACUUGAAAAUAAAACCAAGGUCUCUCGUCCAAAGAAGAAGUUCAAUUUUGGAAAAUCUAUGGUGGGACGUGAACAGUGGAUAGUGUAUAAAGGACUGAAUUUUUAA